This is a messenger RNA of Metopolophium dirhodum (rose-grain aphid), 1306 nucleotides long. It is a transcript of the gene Fib, whose product is annotated as rRNA 2'-O-methyltransferase fibrillarin. The coding region runs from base 200 to 1147 and encodes 315 amino acids. Gene Ontology annotation, cellular component: Cajal body; nucleolus; small-subunit processome. Gene Ontology annotation, molecular function: RNA binding; rRNA methyltransferase activity; histone H2AQ104 methyltransferase activity. NCBI's taxonomy places the organism in Eukaryota, Metazoa, Arthropoda, Insecta, Hemiptera, Aphididae. The transcript is spliced from 5 exons. Gene Ontology annotation, biological process: box C/D sno(s)RNA 3'-end processing; rRNA methylation. The record is from RefSeq and is a predicted model, not a curated record.
AGGUUAGUGUUGGUCCAUGCUCUAUUCAAAACUUUACCGUCAAUCCGCCAUAUACUGCUGUUGUGAUUGCCGGUUGUUGAGUUGUUUUUCUUUUCGUUUCGCUUCGCCAUCCGGAAAAAGGACUUCCGCGUUGGACGUGACAAUAGCCACUUCGAUUAUUUAAUUUUUCCGUAAAUUAUUAAAUACACUAUACUACACAAUGGGUUUUGACCGUGGUGGCCGUGGUGGUGGUCGAGGAAGAGGUGGUGGUGGAGCUCCUCGAUUUUCGGGAGGCGGAGGACGUGGUGGUUUUGGCGGUGGUGGUCGUGGUGGCGGCGGUGGUCGAGGAGGUGGCGGCGGUUUCCGUGGACGAGGUGCUGGUGGUCGUGGUGGAGGUGGCCGAGGUGGUGGUGGAAGGCCAUCUGGAGGACCUGGAGGCUUCAAAGGCGGAAAGAAAGUUAUAAUUGAGCCUCAUCGUCAUGCUGGAGUCUUCGUUGCCCGUGGCAAAGAAGAUGCACUUGUCACCAAAAACAUGAUUCCCGGAGAAACCAUCUAUGGUGAAAAGAGAAUUAGUGUUGAUCAGACUGAAGGAGACAAAAUUGAAUACCGUGUAUGGAAUCCGUUUAGAUCAAAAUUAGCUGCUGCUAUAUUAGGUGGAAUUGAUGAAAUCCAUAUGCCACCUGGGUCUAAAGUAUUAUAUUUAGGUGCUGCUAGUGGAACGACUGUAUCUCAUGUUUCUGAUGUAGUUGGACCUGAAGGCCUUGUUUAUGCAGUAGAAUUCUCACACAGAUCCGGUCGUGAUUUGAUUAAUGUUGCUAAGAAAAGAACUAAUAUCAUUCCUAUUAUUGAAGACGCACGACAUCCACAUAAAUACAGAAUGUUAAUUGGAAUGGUAGAUACAAUUUUUGCUGAUGUAGCUCAACCUGAUCAAGCUAGAAUUGUUUCAAUUAAUGCACAAUAUUUUUUAAAGAACGAAGGUCAUUUUGUAAUAUCUAUUAAAGCAAAUUGUAUUGACAGUACAGCUGAACCAGCUGCUGUAUUUGCACAAGAAAUCGAGAAACUAAAAACUGAUAAGCUGAAACCAACUGAACAGCUUACUCUGGAGCCCUAUGAAAGAGAUCACGCUGUUGUAGUUGGCGUAUUUAGACCAGUUCCAAAGGGAAAGUAAACUUCAACUAAAUGAUUUUUAAAUACAUAACAAGUUUUUGUACAAAUACUCGAUGAAACCAAUGUUUUUACUUAAAAAAAAUAAGUAUUUUUAAGCAUUUUAUUGCUAAUAAAAAUUGGAUUAUAAUUUUAUAAUAUACAACUAAUUUGUAUUUGUUGA